UCCAUUUGCCAGCGGACGUUCAGAGGAGAAACAACGAGCCACGCACUCGCUUAGCUAAAAAUAAGACAUAUUUUAAGGAAAGAGGCGUGCCUCCCCAUUGAUUAAAAGUAUUAAAUAAUAAUGACACAUCUGACCAAAAAUUUUGCACGGCCGGAAAAGGCGGAAGAGGUGGUCACAUUCGGCAGUCUGGAUCCCUCGAUUCAAGAGCUUUUGACAGCUGCUUUUGAAGUACGUCAGCGAGCCUAUGUGCCAUACAGUGGAUUCAAAGUGGGUGCUGCUUUUCGGGCCAAGGUUGGUGGACAGAUCUUCACCGGAUGCAAUGUGGAGAACGCCGCCUUUACGCCGGGCUCUUGUGCGGAGCGAACGGCCCUUGCGAAAGCCGUCAGCGAAGGAGUCACCGAAUUUUCCGUAGGAGCUGUUUUGGCCUACGAACCUGAUGUAUUCACCACUCCCUGUGGCGUCUGCCGGCAGUUCAUCCGGGAGUUUGCCGACGAAGAUAUACCCAUCUACGUGGCGCAGGCCAUAGAUGCGAGGAUUACGGCAGAGGAGGAACCUCUGCGGAGUGACGAUCCAGUCCUGAGCACCUCCAUCUUCAAUCUGUUACCGAGUAGUUUUCGCACUUAUCGAAAGUAACACCACUGCACUGGAGAAAGAGAAGGGACCUAGUUCAAGGUUGCCCCACAACCCCUUGUCGAUCGUAAUCUAUAUUAUAUUAAUCUAAUCACUUGAAAUAAAGAAUACUACACUACUUAA
Molecule: messenger RNA, 753 nt
Organism: Drosophila suzukii
Lineage: Eukaryota; Metazoa; Arthropoda; Insecta; Diptera; Drosophilidae
Product: cytidine deaminase
Cellular component (GO): cytosol
Molecular function (GO): cytidine deaminase activity; zinc ion binding
Source: RefSeq, a predicted model, not a curated record